AAAAAAUGAGUCUUUUUUAGGGUUAAACAUCAGAAGACAAGCUUGUGCGGCUUCGGCCAAUCAGAUCCGCCCUGCCAGCUAUAAUAUAGUACUGAAGACAGCCUCUCGCACAAGCUCUCAGGCUUGCUACCAUUUAAAAUCAGACUCUUUUUGUCUUCUGCCGGCUGUCUUGAGCCCCAACUCCGAUGCGUUCCGUUAUCAGCGGCCAGCAGCCUGCCGUCCCAGCCCCCGUCUGGGUGCGGAUCGGUGGCGAGUCCCCCGCAGCGGCGGCGGCGGGCAAGGUUAUAUAGGAAAAGAAAGAGCGAGGCAGGGCGCGCGGGCGCCAGCAGCCAGCCGGAGCGAGGGAGACAGAGCGCGCACACUCGCACACCCGCACCCUCGCGCACUCGGACCUGCGCCGCCGGCCGCCAGGUCCCCGGGCUCCAUGGGCGAGAUGCUGCUGCUGGCGAGAUGUCUGCUGGUGCUGCUGGUCUCCUCGCUGUUGAUGUGCUCGGGGCUGGCGUGCGGACCCGGCAGGGGAUUUGGCAAGAGGCGGAACCCCAAAAAGCUGACCCCUUUAGCCUACAAGCAGUUUAUCCCCAACGUGGCGGAGAAGACGCUAGGGGCCAGUGGAAGAUACGAGGGGAAGAUCACCAGAAACUCAGAGCGAUUUAAGGAACUCACCCCCAAUUACAACCCCGACAUCAUAUUUAAGGAUGAAGAAAACACUGGAGCGGACCGGCUGAUGACUCAGAGGUGCAAGGACAAGCUGAACGCCUUAGCCAUCUCCGUGAUGAACCAGUGGCCGGGCGUGAAGCUGCGGGUGACCGAGGGCUGGGAUGAGGACGGCCACCACUCGGAGGAGUCGCUGCACUAUGAGGGCCGCGCAGUGGACAUCACCACCUCGGACCGCGACCGCAGCAAGUACGGCAUGCUGGCACGCCUGGCUGUGGAGGCCGGCUUCGACUGGGUCUACUACGAGUCCAAGGCGCACAUCCACUGCUCAGUGAAAGCAGAGAACUCGGUGGCGGCCAAGUCGGGCGGCUGCUUCCCGGGCUCGGCCACGGUGCACCUGGAGCAGGGCGGAACCAAGCUGGUGAAGGACCUGCGGCCCGGGGACCGCGUGCUGGCGGCCGACGACGAGGGCCGGCUGCUCUACAGCGACUUCCUCACCUUCCUGGACCGCGACCGCGGCGCCAAGAAGGUCUUCUACGCCAUUGAGACGCGGGAGCCUCGCGAGCGCCUGCUGCUCACCGCCGCGCACCUGCUCUUCGUGGCACCGCACAACGGCUCGGCCGCGGGGGCGCCCGAGGGGGCGGCGGCCGCCGCGGCGGCGGCCGCGGCGGGCGGGGGCGCGCCGGGGCGCCGGGCGCUCUUCGCCAGCCGCGUGCGGCCGGGCCAGCACGUGUACGUGGUGGCCGAGCGCGGCGGGGCCCGGCGGCUGCUGCCCGCCGCGGUGCACAGCGUGACGCUGCGCGAGGAGACGGCGGGCGCCUACGCGCCGCUCACGGCGCACGGGACCAUCCUCAUCAACCGGGUGCUGGCCUCGUGCUACGCGGUCAUCGAGGAGCACAGCUGGGCGCACGGGGCCUUCGCGCCCUACCGCCUUGCGCACGCGCUGCUGGCCGCGCUGGCGCCCGGGCGCACGGACCGCGGUGGAGCCGGCGACAGCGGGGGCGGCGGCCGCGUCCCGCCCGCGCCCGGGGCGCCGGGGGCGGCCGACGCGCCGGGCGCCGCGGGCAUCCACUGGUACUCGGAGCUGCUCUACCAAAUAGGCACCUGGCUGUUGGACAGCGAGGCCUUGCACCCGCUGGGCAUGGCGGUCAAGUCCAGCUGAAGGCCGCGGGGGCCGGGGAGGGCACCGGAGGGGGCGGGGCGGGCGGGGCGGGGGGGGGAGCGGACGCCGCAAAGGACACAGGGAAACGGCGCACGCAAUGAGACUUUAAUUAUAAUAAGAGUAAGGAUAAGAAUAAAGUAGGACCGUCCAAAGUAGACUAUAAGGAAUCAAAGACCCCGAGAAAUUCUGUCGUCAUCUUUAGUUUAUAUAUAUAUAUAUUUUUGAAUUUCUUGAUUCUUGAUUUAAUUUUGGUUAUUUUUUUUUCACCUCUCCUGGCUAUUUAUUUGUUUGGUAUGAAUAGAUGUUUUAAAAUAAUAUGAACCGGACCUUCAAGAGCCUUAAAUAGUUUGUUUCCUGGAUAAUUUAUUAUCAUGUGAACUGUACUCACAGGGGGAAAGAUUAUUUUGUGAGGCCAAGCCACCCGCUCAGAGUCUAUUUUUCUACAUGCCCCUCGUCCUGACUUUCAGAAAGCAGAAUUCUGUCCUCUCCACUCCUCCUUUGCAAUGCUCCUGCUUUUCGGCAAGUGUAAACUAAAACAAGCUUCAUGGGGGUCCACAAAUUAUAUUUUUAUACGCAGAAUUGUAAAUUAGAUUUUUGAGAGAUCAAUACUUAACUGAAUUACAUUUCAUUUUUGAAAUAGUGUAAAAUAUGAAAAUAUAUUAUUUUAAUUUAACUAGCUUCCAAUGUCACAGCCAUCUCCUGUAUUGUCUUCUGGGUUUAAUAUUUGCUUUGUCAUCACCAUUUUGGCCACAUUCUUGGAAGUCAAGACUGUUACACACUCACUCACUCACUUACACAUAACUUUUUUUUUUCUUGGACAAACUGGAAGAACUCUUAUUUUUAACUUCAAAGAAUUUAUUAGAAAAUAAUAUUUUUUAAAAGCGCACAUAGUGAUGAGCCCACAAGGAUGGAGCCUGUAGUUUGUACAGAGAAAAACAAAGGAUGUUUUUGCAUUAAUAAGUUGAGAAAUAACUGCUGUAAAUUUACUAAAAUGUAUUUUUGAAUAUUUUGUAAUAGUUUUAUAGAAAUAAAAUGUGCCGCGCACAGACUGGUUAGUGUAUAAUCACUAAGAA
Capra hircus (goat) is the source of this 2889-nucleotide messenger RNA. It is a transcript of the gene SHH, whose product is annotated as sonic hedgehog. Lineage: Eukaryota; Metazoa; Chordata; Mammalia; Artiodactyla; Bovidae. Gene Ontology annotation, biological process: protein autoprocessing; regulation of gene expression; cell-cell signaling. The record is from RefSeq and is a predicted model, not a curated record. Gene Ontology annotation, molecular function: patched binding; calcium ion binding.